Xyrauchen texanus (razorback sucker) is the source of this 8511-nucleotide messenger RNA. Its product is annotated as fibronectin type III domain-containing protein 3B-like. Lineage: Eukaryota; Metazoa; Chordata; Actinopteri; Cypriniformes; Catostomidae. The transcript is spliced from 26 exons. The coding region runs from base 164 to 3787 and encodes 1207 amino acids. Gene Ontology annotation, molecular function: protein binding. The record is from RefSeq and is a predicted model, not a curated record.
CAUAAUUGGCAUGGCCGCGGAAUCUCCCCCUGACUGCGCUCUGGUAGGCAGACUUGAGCUGGGGAUUGCCUAAGUUGUGUCUGGGGUGAAAGUGGCGCUCUGGAGUUUCUUUGAAGAUCAUUUUAUUGCAGCGAGAUAGGCUGUCCAGGAAAGUUCUCCAUGAAUGUACGUCACAAUGAUGAUGACAGACCAGAUUCCGCUGGACCUGCCACCACCACUAUUGAACGGGGAGGUGACCAUGAUGCCUCACAUGAUUAAUGUUAAUGGGGAUGGAUCACAACAGGUGAUCCUCGUGCAAGUCAACCCUGGAGAGACCUUCACCAUUAGAGCAGAGGACGGUUCUCUUCAAUGCAUUCAAGGGCCUGCAGAAGUUCCAAUGAUGUCACCCAAUGGAUCCAUCCCACCCAUCCAUGUGCCUCCCGGCUACAUCUCCCAGGUGCUGGAAGACAACACAGGGGUCCGGAGAGUGGUGGUCACCCCUCAGUCUCCAGAAUGUUAUCCUCCCAGCUUUUCCCCAGCCAUCUCUCCCACACAUCACUUACCUCCGUAUAUGGCUCCCCCACCCUUUAUCCCUAACUCACACACAGCCUUCUACCCACCCAUCAGCCCUGGGGACAUUCCACCCCAUCAGUACUACCAGCAUCACAUCCCACCAAUGUACAAUGAAGAGAUAAUUCCCUUGUAUGGGAUGAACUACAUUGGGCGGGAUGAGCAGUACAAACCAGCACCGAAAAAGAUGAAGGACAGAUUGGAGCGGCAGAAUCGUCUCAACAGCCCUCCUGCCAUCUAUAAGAGCAACAUGGGCUGCAACAAUUUGUACAAUGGCUACGGCAAGAUCCAUGGAAGUGUUGGAGGUGGUGGAGGGGGAAGCAGUCCAGGAGCUAAAAAAACAGUUCGUGGACCUCGGAGUAGCCCCAGGUCCAGUGAGCCAGACUUACAGGAUCAUGAUUCAGAAGCGAAGAGAGUUCAAGAUAUUCUGUCAGGAAUGGAAAAACCACAGGUUUUUAAUAUUCAGGCCCGGACAGCCAGGCUGACUUGGGCUCCACCAGCAGGCCUCCAGAACAGAGACCGACACAGUAACGGACAUCCCUUCACCUGCAGCUAUGAGGUCACUCUCUCAGACAAGGGCCGGAAUGGCCAGUACCGCAUCAUCUAUAGUGGAGAGGAGUUGGAAUGCAAUUUAAAAGAUCUUCGACCAGCAACAGAUUACCAUGUCAGAGUGUACGCCAUGUGCAAUUCAGUGAAAGGCUUGUGUUCAGAAGUGGGGGCCUUCACUACCCACAGCAGUUCCCCAGACUGCCUGCUGCCCCCUAAACUAUCCCAUCGCACGAAGAGCACGCUCACACUGCAGUGGAAGGCACCAGUCGAUAAUGGAUCAAAAAUCACCAGUUACCUUUUAGAGUGGGACGAGGGCAAAAAGAACAAAGUUUUCAGAGAAUGUUACUUUGGAAGCCAAAGGCACUACAAACUCACUCGCCUGUGUCCAGCCAUGGCCUACACGUUUCGGGUGGCGGCACUCAAUGACAUCGGAAUGAGUGGCUUUAGUCCUGAGGUGGUGUUCUACACGACUGGAAGUCUGCCCCACCUGCCCCACGCUCCUCGGCUGGUGCGUGCUGGCAUCACAUGGAUCACGCUGGAGUGGAGCCGGCCGGAUGGCUGCACCGCUGAGGAAACAGUCACAUACACGCUGGAGAUCCAGGAGGAGAACAUUGGAACAGAGUUUUACCCAAAGUACACUGGAGAAAACUUGACAUGUACUGUAGAGGGUCUGAAGAGAAGCACACAGUAUAAAUUCAGGCUUAUAGCCUCUAACUUGGAGGGCAGGAGCAGUGCCAGUGAAGUGCUGGUUUGUAAAACCAGUCCAGACAAACCCGGACCCCCCUCUAGACCCUGCAUCAAAGGCCCUAUUAGACCAUACAGCUUCAGUGUCAAAUGGGAUCCUCCACAAGACAAUGGAGGUUCAGAAAUCUUAAAAUACCUCUUGGAGAUUUCAGAAGGAAAUUCUGAUGGUAUGAAUUUAUCCAACCAGUGGGACAUUGCAUACAGUGGCCCUGCCACAGAGUGUGAGUGUGAGAACUUGAAACCUGGCACUUUGUACAGUCUGCGCACCUGCAGCAUCACCACAGGCGGCCACAGUCAGUGCUCGGAGAGUCUGCCCGUGCGUACACUGUCUGUAGCUCCAGGGCGAUGCCAGCCUCCCAGGACUGUGGGUAAAGCUAAACACAAAGAAGUGCACUUACAAUGGGACUGUCCCUCUUCUGAGGGGGCAUGUGAGGUGAGUGCAUACAGUUUGGAAAUGAGGGAGGGUGAGUCAGAGCCAGCUGAGGUCUAUCAAGGCUCUGAUCUGGAGUGCACUGUGGGCAGUCUGCUCCCUGGAGCCACCUACAGCUUCCGUGUUCGUGCUGCCAAUGAAGCAGGGUACGGACAAUUCUCUGAACCAACAGAAGUAACAACUGCAGCUGGUCCUCCCAGCCAAUGUGCGGCGCCAUCUCUCACUUUGAUGUCAAAUACUUGUGUGCUGGUCAGCUGGGAGAGUCCAGAGAUUUCUGGAGCCGACAUCUCUGAGUACCGUCUGGAGUGGGGCAGAGAGGAGGAGCCCGUGAGACUGAUCUACAGUGGCCCUGAUACACAGUGUGAGAUCUCAGGCCUCACACCAGCCACUCAUUACUACUGCAGACUACAGGCGGCAAAUCAGGCAGGUGCAGGCCCAUACAGUGAGCAGGUGUGCUGUCAAACCCCCGCCUCCGUGCCCGACCCAGUCUCAGUAUUCUAUGUACUUGAGCACGACCCCACAGACAGUGGUGUUUACUCUCCUUCCACGUGCCUGGCUUUGAAAUGGGAUGAACCCUGCAGCAAUGGAGCAGAGAUCACCUCUUACAUUCUCAAACUGGGAGAGGAACUCAUCAGCCUGGGAAAGAGCACCUGCCAUCUGCUGCAGAACCUACAGCUUGACAGUGACUACAGUCUGCAGAUUCAGGCAGUGAAUGAGAUCGGUGCUAGUCCCCUGUGCUCUCCCCUGCUGGCCCGCACCCGGCCGCUGCCCCCUGUCCCUCCCAGACUGGAGUGCACUGCUGCUGGACCCCAAAGCCUCAAACUGAAAUGGGGAGACAACAGCAAUGCCAGGAGCCUACUUGGAGAUGAGAUGAUCUACAACCUGCAGAUGGAGGACAAGAACAGAAGGUUUGUCACAAUCUACAGAGGCCCAAGCCACACAUAUAAGGUACAGAGACUAAGUGAAUCAAGCAGCUACUGUAUCAGGAUUCAAGCUGUGAGCGAGGCAGGAGAGGGCCCUUUCUCUGAAGUACACACUUUCCAUACCACCAAGUCUGUCCCUCCAGCACUCAAGGCCCCCAAAGUGGUACAGUUGGAAGGGAAUGUUUGUGAGGUCAGUUGGGAGAGCAUUCCACCAAUGAGAGGAGACCCCAUUAGCUACAUCCUACAGGUGCUGGUGGCCAGAGAGUCUGAAUACAAACAGUUGUAUAAGGGAGAGGACACCACCUUCCAGAUCUCGGGUCUGCAGAAUAACACAGACUAUCGGUUCCGCGUUUACGUGUGCCGCCGUUGCCAUGGCAGCACUCAGGAGCUGUGUGGACCCCUCAGCCCAUCUUCGCACUUCACACUGCGGCGUACAGAGCUCGCCGUACCCGGAGAUCUCAGCUCCACGGAGAUGAGCAAACCCACCGGCAUGUUUGCCACUGAUGAACGCUUUGCGGCAGUCUUAGUCGGGGCUUUUGCAGCCCUUUCCUUCCUCAUCGCUUUUGUAGUGGAAAUCUUCUUCAUGAAGUGAGAUAUUAAUAAAUAAAUAAAAUGAGAAACAUCAGCCAGCCAGCCAAGAAAGAAAACGUUUACGUUUGAGUUGCACACACAAACACUAAGCUAUACGGUAUAUCUGAUGCAACGUACUGUAGUCUGAGUAUGUAUACAGGCUCUCUUUCUUGACUUUUGGUCUAUAUUUUAUACUCUCUCUCAAUUUCUCUGCCUUUACAAUGCCUUCUCCAUGCUGCCUGUGCAAUCGCAGUUUCACACACUCUUUUACAGUGUGUGGAGUUUUCUUGGUGGAAGCCUGAACUCUUUGGUGCACAUUGGGGAAGCAAAAUCACAUUAUCGAGCCUUACAAAGAUUUGCGCGAUAGCCUGUUUUGCAUGCUUACAUUGUAUAUUGAUAUUGAAUCCCUUUAAGUGUACGUAAAUGUUUGAAGGAAAAUGUGUUUGUAUUUUCUCCACAUUCAUGGCCUUUCUUUGUAUCCAAGUGUGUUCAUGGCAUUUAUUUCACAGCCAUGUACAAGUUGUUGGAAUCAUAGCUUUAUCAUGAUACAUGUGGUGAUAUCCUGAUAUUUAGUACAACAGCAUGAUUGCUAGUGCGCUAUUGCUGUUAUACAACUGUUCUAUAAACAAAGUAAUAAUAUAGAGUAACUUGCAUUUGAGACACAACAUGGCCUGUUAAUAUGGUUUGUCUAUAUUAACAAACAGUGAAGUGUCCCUGUUAUACUAAAUAUCAGCACCCUUGGAGCGUCGCUUGUCCAAUCAGAUUCGAGGACUGGAACUAAUUGUUGUAUAAAUAGUAACAUCCCUCAAUCAGAUUUCAUUCAGUCCACUUUUUAUAUAAUAAUGUGAUAUUCACAUUUAUUGUACUUCACAGUACACAUAAACACAAUAGAUACACUUAAAACUGUCUAUCGUACUAAGGCUGGUGUAAAGCCCCCUUAAGCAUUAAGCUGCCAAAGCAAAUUGCAAUCCAAGUGUGGUUUAAGUGAUGCUGCUAUUGUUUGUAUGUUUUUCCUAAGAACGGAAUCAGUUACCUAAUAUAUAGAUAUAAAUAUAAAUCUAUAAGAUUCUAUGGAGGUAUUGUAAUAUAAAAUAGCAAUGAGUUUGAAGUAGAUAUCUCUUUUGGAGUGUGUUAGCUCACAAUAAAUGGUGCUUUGUAAAUCUGUAGUCAGUGAUGGUGGCGAUUGAGUAUAAGGGAGUUUGAUGUGUCCUUUGCCACUACACACCCUUCCAGUAAAGAGAAUGGGUCACUUUUUGGAUGCUGUAUAAUCUCGACCCUGACUGACCAUUUAGUCUUGGGGUGUCUGUCCUAUUGUGUAAGCUGCAUGCUUGAGCAUGUCACACAGGGCUAAUUCCUUGCCUUCCUGCCCCCUCAAUGACGUGGCUAGGCUAAUGUCACCUUCUUAGUAGACUGAUUCUUGGGCUCUGUAUGGUGUCUAGAUCCAGGGACUGGCUGAUGGCAGGAGUCACAAUAGCCAAUGUGUACAGUAGCUCUGAAACCGACAUUGCCUGCUUUUCUGAUCUUCACUCUGUGAAUUGUGUUCGUAACAUUUCGCCUCACAACUUCACCCUCUAUUUUUUAUAUGUAUUGCCCUACAAAGACAAAUGCAGCAACUGCAUUAGCACAGAAAUUGAGAACAAUUGCUUCAAAGUUACUUGCUUUUAGUGUUGAUUGUACAGUUUAUAGAUAAUUUUCUCACAUUAUUUUGUCUGAAUCUGAGCAUAGUUGAGCCAAAUCUGUUUGUCACAGGACAGAUCACCGUCUAAGAGGCCAUUCUGACUGAACACAUUCUUGCGCUAAAGGAGCUAGAUGUGACGCAGAGGCCCAUUGUUAAAAGUUCUUUUUGACUUAAUUCAACAUCUAAACACAGCACUACUGCGUGAGACCCUAAAAAAACUUUUUUAAAAGAGCCACGCCACAAUGGUAAAAAAUGUCCAUCCAAUGGAUUUUUACUUUGAAAUGAAUGAAAAAACAGCACAUAUGGAUCUAAAAAUGUGUUCUGUGUUGGCGGCUAAGGCCACAUUUACACUAUCAACCUAUUCUGAUGUUUUGUUUGCGGAUAUCUGGGAUAUGCAAGUAUAGGUCUCUACAGAACAAAAAUGGGUGUUUUCCAAUCUGUGGGCAUUUUCAAACCGGGAUGGGCUUUUCUAAACUAUCCAAUGAAGGUUAGGAAUCUCUAUGGUUUGAAAAUGGCCACUGAUUGGGAAAAGCUCAUUUUUGUUCUGCAGAGAUAAAAGUCUCGGGACAUUUGCAAAAUCAGAUCUCGUCGCAUGUGUGUAAACAGCAAAACAAAACACAUAUUUGGAAGACUUUUAUAUGUGGUUCUAAAUCUGAUACAUAUCCGAACAUCUAAACACUUAUAUCCGAUUCUCCUCAUAUUUUUUGGCAUUAAUAUCCGUUUUAAUGGAAGUAUUUUUUUAUACAGUAUAUGUGCAUAUCUUACAAAGUGAUACUGGAGCUACAAGAUGUUAGCCAAUUUUUAAAUUUCAAGCAUGCGUUUUGCAAAGAGGAGAUGUAAGAGACCUAAUUUUGGUUAUACUAUAGCUCGGUUUUGGGAUGGAAAAAAAAAAAGAAAAGUGUAGUUACUGCAUUUUGCCUUUGCAGGGCAGUAUGGCCCUACAUGUAUUGAAUGUUUCAGCUUUUUUUAAUCCAUGAAAAGCCAGUUGGAAAUUUCUAAGGUGCUUUAUCAACAUCAUUGUCAAUGCAGCAGUGAACUCCUCCGCCCGCUGCGCCUUUUAACGAUGACUGAUGUUCAUGCCAAAACAGCCUGAUGUGCUUGCAGUGCAUCUUUAGCCAACUAAAGGUACAAACCAGCAGAUCCCAUUGAUCCAAAGAGUUUCUCGAACAUUACACUUGCAGAGCAGUUUGGAAAUGUUGUCAAAGGAGAAAAAAAAAGGGGGGUUUGAGGCAGGGUGUGGCCAACAACAUUCUACAAGCCACGUCCCUCUUCCCCUGACUGACAACCUGUAUUGUACCUCAGGGACAUGGACUUUUCAGAGGUGAAAAAGUAAAUAUCGCGUUUCUGAGAGGGUGCUGCGAACACCAUACUUUACAGAAUGAUAAUGAUAUUGCUGUCAUCACUAUGGUAGCAUCAUUCCUUUGUCUGCCUCUGCAGUUUUUCUGCGUAUUUCAUCCGUUUUCUCGCCUAAGCUGUGCCUUGCUACAGUUGUCCGUUAGCAGAAUCGUGUACUAGCUCUCAGUAUAUCUUUGCCAAAGUUAAUGGGAAAGUACGGUAUCAUUCUUUUUAGGGUUAUUUAUAUACUAUCUGUUGUAUACAGUACUUUAAAUGGCAAUUAAAGUGCAAUCUUCUUUUAUUUAUUUUUCAUGAAAUUAAGAGAUGUAGUUAUGUACUAAUUUUUUUCUCUCUUGUAGCAUGUUUCUUUUUUUUUUUUUUUUUUUUUAUGUGUUGUAGAUGAACUAUUAAGGCCAGCAUUCCUUUCAUUCAUAAUUCUGAUUGUUUUCUGUUAUUAAUUUGGAACAGGUAGCAUUUACCAUGCUGAAUCAUUUAUAUAUAACCAAAUGCCUGUACAUUUCCUGUCAGAAAGUGCCGCUCCAGCUAGUUGUCUUUUCAUUGAGAACUGUAGCAAAUGUAACCUUUUUUUAUUAUUUGUGAGUGUGUAAUGGGACAUACAGUACAUAGCUACAAUUGGCAUUGCUAAAGAGUGUAAUGAAGCUUAUGUAAUCUUACUGUUUGCCAAAGCAGAGGCUUGUCCAAUUUAAUUUGCUUUUUGUUUGUUUAUUUAAAGGGUUACAUGAUAAAUCCUUUGACACUAAAAAAAAUUUCUUGAUAAGGAAAAACAUACAUUUGGGUCAAACUAAAUCUGUGAUUACACUUUCUUUUUAUAGUGAAAGUUGUGCCAUUAUUUGAGUAAUCUUUCUGAGGUGAAAUUUUACAUGAUAUUUCACAAUGAAAAGAAAAGCAAUCAAACUGUUUUGAGGCAAAUUACAUGUCUCAUUUUCCUUUCUUUUUUUUUUUUUUUCUCAGACAUGACAUGGCGCAAUAGUGAACUUAUUCCAGUAUUUUUGCUAUGGAAUUAUAUAUAAAGAUAUAGUCUGACAGCUAACAGAAAUGAAGCACUUUUUUAGCAAAAUUGUAAUCUUUAUUAGAUUUAUCUUGAUGAAACUGUAUUUUCUAGUCAAUGUUGCUAUUGUUUUCAAAUUAAGAGUACCAUGCAGUAAGAAUUGUCAUAUAUAUUAAAAAAAACUGUCCCACAAAAGUUUGAUCAUAUUAAGUGAAAAGUCUGAAAGUCCACUAGUGUUGCUGUAUUGUUGGUUAUUUUCAUUUUUUUCUUUUUUGUGGCAUAUCCCAAUAAUACUUAUUAUGCUAAAACAAAAUCACCAACAGUACAGGAACACCAUUGAGUGCUGGAAAAGCUCCCGACUCCUGACAAGUGAGUGCUGGAAAUAUGACUUGUGUUUUUUUUUUGUUCUUUUUUUUUUCUCUCUCUCUCUCUCGCUCUCGCUCUCGCUCUCGCUCGCUGGUCUUUGUACAAUUUUAAAAAAAGAAAGAAAAACACAUGUUUAAAGUACAGCUUUGUAUUUUAUUCUGUUUUAUCUCUGUUUUAUUUGUGCUCUAUUUUAAAUAUGAAAAUGCAUUUGAAAAUGAUGGUUUGAAGAUUGAUCAACUCUCAGAGUCCUCCCAAGAAAAAUUUAUAGAAAUCGUAAGUAUAUUCCAACUAUUUUCCAAAAAGUCCUCAGUUUAAAAAGAAAGAAUUAUAUAUAUGUAUAUAUAGAUAUAUACAUAUU